UUCGCUGAAAUCCCCAUGAAGUGGGUUGUGUGUCUAAUAGCAAUAUCUUGGACUAUUCCAACUGUUAUUGCUGUAUUUCCGUUAUUACCUUUCGUUGAAGAUUAUUUCGUCGACAGCAUCUGGGUCAGCAACAAUCCAUUUGCGGCCACAAUCACGAAACACGAGUUGGUAGAAAUCAAUGAAUGGCUUCUUACCACAGCAAAGUACUCAAAUUACCCAACAGAAUCUCUUCCAACUGAUUCGUGGUCGACACUCGAAAAGUCAUUUAUUAGAAUUAUCCCAGAAUUUGAGAUUAAACAGAAGUUUGGAUAUUACUCGACUCAUAGCAUUUGUCUUCCAACCUUACUUCCGGAUCGAAAUAAUGACACUGCAUGGGCAUAUGCUAUGCUGAUAAUCAUAUUGAAUUUCCUAUUUUUCUUCUUUAUUUUGGUUGCCAAUAUAAUCCUUUACAGGACAUCUACGAAAAAGAAUAAAGUUAUCAGUGACAAAGAACGCAAAAAAGAGUCAGAAGUUUGCAACGAAAAGUCACUGUUAUUGUGGUGA
Molecule: messenger RNA, 543 nt
Organism: Styela clava
Lineage: Eukaryota; Metazoa; Chordata; Ascidiacea; Stolidobranchia; Styelidae
Biological process (GO): activation of adenylate cyclase activity; adenylate cyclase-activating G protein-coupled receptor signaling pathway; hormone-mediated signaling pathway
Cellular component (GO): plasma membrane
Molecular function (GO): G protein-coupled peptide receptor activity
Source: RefSeq, a predicted model, not a curated record